This is a messenger RNA of Sorex fumeus (smoky shrew), 1434 nucleotides long. RefSeq names its product NUT family member 2G-like. The transcript is spliced from 11 exons. The record is from RefSeq and is a predicted model, not a curated record. NCBI's taxonomy places the organism in Eukaryota, Metazoa, Chordata, Mammalia, Eulipotyphla, Soricidae. Bases 1 to 1434 code for a protein of 477 amino acids.
AUGGAUAUCAUGGACGAGAAGCUAACGGCCCCCGAUACAGUCUGCGGGGCGCCCCUUGGCCGAAGGGCAGCGGGCAGGAAGGAGCAGCAGGAGGAGAUUGUGGAAAAACGUCUACGGACUGCGCUGGACAAGGAGGUCCAGAAGACUGGUCCAGCCACCACCCGGAACCAGGCAUCACCUGAAACCUCCAGCAGCCCCAGUAGCGUCUACGAGAACUUUCGGCGCUGGCAACGAUUCAAGGCCCUGACCCGGAGGUACCUUCCUCAGACUCCGGACACUGAGGCUGUUUCCUGCUUCCUCAUCCCGGUUCUGCGCACCCUCGCCUGCCUGAAGCCCACCAUGAGCCUGGAGGAAGGCCUGCGCCGGGCCCUGCGGGAAUGGGAGGGCACGAGCAAUUUUGACCGCAUGAUCUACUACGACAUGGCUGCCAAGUUCAUGGAGUUUGAGGCUGAGGAAGAGAUGGAAGCGCAGAAGCUGCAGUGGAUGAAUGGAGUACAGGGACUGCCAACCACUGCUCCACCCAGGCCUGAGCCUCAGGGGGCUCCAGGCCCACCACUAGGCCAGCAGCGGGCCCCCAAAACCAAGGCCCCCAAGGAGAUCCCCCCUGAGACCGUGCAGAACAUGGAUAUCAUGGACGAGCAGCUAAAGGCCCCCGAUACAGUCUGUGGGGCGCCCCUUGGCCGAAGGGCAGCGGGCAGGAAGGAGCAGCAGGAGGAGGCCGGGACCUGCCCUGAGCCGGGGCUCCUGAGCUAUGUGUACGAGCUGUGCUCCCAGGAGGCCUUUGUCACCAAGGUCGAGGCAGUCAUUCACCCCAGCUUCCUGGCGCACCUACUCUCCCCAGAAUCCCAGCUGGAUCUCCUGGACCUGGCUGAGGAGCUCGAGGAGGAGGAAGGACUCACCCCCACACAGAUUGUGGAAAAGCGUCUACGGACUGUGCUGGACAAGGAGGUCCAGAAGAGUGGUCUGGCCACCACCCGAAACCAGGCAUUGCCAAAAACCUCCAGCAGUCCCAAUAGCGUCUAUGAGAACUUCCGGCGCUGGCAGAGCUUCAAGGCCCUGACCCGGCAGUACAUUCCUCAGACUCUGGACACUGAGGCCCUUUCCUGCUUCCUUAUCCCAGUGCUGCGCACCUUGGCCUGCCUGAAGCCCACCAUGGGCCUGGAGGAAGGCCUGCGCCGUGCCUUGCGGGAAUGGCAUGGCACGAGCAACUUUGACCGCAUAAUCUACUACGACGUGGCUGCCAAGUUCAUGGAGUUUGAGGCUGAGGAAGAAACGGAGGCACAGAAGCUGCAGUCGAAGAAUGGAGUGCAGGGCAAGCCACCCCCUGCCCCACCCAGGCCUGAGCCUCAGGGUGCUACAGGUCAACCACUAGGCCAGCAGCCAGAUACAGACCCUGUUCCCCAGCUAAUGGUCACAGGCCUGGGAAGGCCCUAG